UGCCGUCGAUACGCUGUUGUUCAAUUUGCUGAGAAAAUUAUCGCUUCGAAAGAUUCUGUCCCAAGCGAUGCGUCAUUCCGAAUUUUUUGCUAAUUAUAAGAGCUUAUACACCGGCCACAAAAGGCAACUGAUCGUUCUUCUUCUGACCGACGCUCAAACUCUAAACAUCUUCGAACAGUUUACUAAGAUACAUAAUUUAUCGUUGCACGCAUGGUUUGUUGUAUUCUGGGCCAGACACGGAGCGACGUUACACGAUUACUGUGAAAAACCAAAGGUGAACCGAUUUCAUCUGAACUUUGAUGUUCGGAUGCUGGUCAAAUGUCUGGAAAAUCCAGAGAUUCGAGAAUGGUACGCUUUGGAUCCGAAAGCUGAGGUCAGAGUCAACGAGUUGAUGGAAUGGAUGCCUGGAACAGGCUUGAUCCAGAAGACAAAGCUGACCUUUUAUCAGCGCAGGAGGGAUUUUCAUGGAAAGUUGUUGAAAGUGACAACUGUCAAGGAACUAGUCGAUGCAACGGAAACACACAAAAAGUCGAAUCAACAGCCUGAAAUGGUGUUAAAAUUGAUGACAGAGAUGAUGCUCUACAUGAACUUUAACAUAAGUUUUAUGCCCUCGAUUUCUAAUUACGGUUUGUACAACCAGACUGAGCAUAAGUGGAGCGGGAUGUUGGGAAAUUUGUCGCGCGGCGAGAUCGACAUGUGUUUUACCGACAUGACAGUCACGCAAGUAAGGCAACGUUACUUUGAUUGGACCUGGCCACUAUGGAUGACGGGUAAUGUUCUUACCAUCAGGAAGUUCGAAAAAGCUGCUGUCAAAUGGACGGCUUAUUCAAAGGCUUUUGUCUGGGACAUUUGGAUAUCCAUAUUAUUUUUAAUGAUAAUCGCAUCAGUAGUCAUCACCAUGAUAAAGGCUAAAGUGAGAAAUGGUAAUUGGGACGAUAAUGACUUCCUUGAAAAUCAAUUGUACGUCUGGGGGAUUUUUUGCAACCGAGCAUUACCAAAAUUUCCGGAUUCUCUGUCUCUGAGAAUUGCGUACGUAUCCCUUUUCUUUUGUGCCAUUGCGAUCAUCACUGCUUAUUCUGGGUCUAUCGUCAGUAACUUGACGAAUUUAGAAACAGCCUUACCGUUCACGUCUAUUGAAGAAUUUAUAAAACUAGGAACUUACAAACUUAGUAUCAAAAGCAAGAGCUAUGAUCAAGAAUAUAUAGCUUAUAGCAAUGAUCCGACUAUAAUCAAAUUGAAAAAUUUUAUCGUGCGGAAUGAAGAUUUACCAGCUAAUAAUGUCCAAGGAUUGAGCCAGAUAUGUCAGGAGAAAACAGCAUUUUUCACAAGCGAUGCGGCAAAACGCAAAGUGGCGAAGACCAUACCGUGUCAAAUAACUACUAUCCCUAUGGUUGGAAAUCGUUACAUGGCACUGGCGUUGACUAAGAAAAGCCCUUUAACGAGUUUUGUCAAUUAUCACAUUCGGCGAUUCGAGGACUAUGGUCUUAUGAAGCGGACGAAAAACCUUUACCUAGAGAGGGAUGGCAAUUUGAGAAAAAGGGGUGGUUCCGUUGGAAUCGACGAAAUCGCACCGCUACUCGGAAUAUUGGCAUUUGGAGUAAUAAUAAGCUUGUUCAUAUUGUCGUUAGAAUACGUCUAUUACUAUUGUAAAUCUGUGUUCAGACGUUGUUGAAAAAAAAAAUUACAGUUGUCACUGAUGUAUGAUUCAAAAUCUGCAUCGUUAUCCAAAUAAAAGUUACGAUAGUUACAAAAGUUUA
This is a messenger RNA of Nasonia vitripennis (jewel wasp), 1757 nucleotides long. RefSeq lists its product as uncharacterized. The transcript is spliced from 7 exons. Gene Ontology annotation, cellular component: membrane. Gene Ontology annotation, molecular function: glutamate-gated receptor activity. NCBI's taxonomy places the organism in Eukaryota, Metazoa, Arthropoda, Insecta, Hymenoptera, Pteromalidae. The record is from RefSeq and is a predicted model, not a curated record. The coding region runs from base 68 to 1672 and encodes 534 amino acids.